AUGUCAGAAGCCAAACAUCCGCUUCGAUCAAGUCUCCCCUCGCUCCAAUCUUCACAGCACGAACGAGAUGAAGAAGAACUGCGAAAUAUUAUUUACGACUUAGAUCAAAGCAUCCUCGUUAACAAAAACCUGCUUAAAGAUGUAGUUUCUACCCUAGUCCCUCAAAAAAGUAAAGAGCAUUCCAAUGACACUCAAGUCACUCAUUUAAUUUCCAGUAAAAUUCAUGAUAAGCUCCUAGUGGAAAAUUCAAGAAUAUUGCAGGCUAUUGAGAGAAUAAAGCUGGAAAUAGAAACUGCAAAUAGCAACAUUCAAAGUUUUGAAGAAAAAUCAGCACAAAGCAGAAACAGGAGGAAGGAGUAUCAAAAAAGGAUACAAGAAGAAGCCAAAAAAAUGAGGCAAACACUUCAUAAUAAAGAAGACGAAAUACAAAGAUUGGAAGAAUAUAGAAGCAGAAUUGAUGAAGAUAUAGAAGAAAGCCAACAAGAAGAGCAAGUAACUCCUGAUAAAAUUAUUGAAGAAGGGAAAAAAUUGGUUAAUAAAUUAAGCAAGCAGCUUAAACAGGCUGAAGAACAAAGGGAUAUUGAAGUCAGAAAAUGCAAAGAUUUCGAGGAAGACAUAAAAAAAAUCCAGGGAUUAGUAAAAGUUGCAAUGCCAGCAGGAAUUGAUAUGACAAAUGAAACGUUAAAAAAAGACUAUGGACUUGGUUUAAAUUAUGAGAAUUAUUGGUUUGACUGUGAAAUGGGUGGAGAAUCGAUCGACACUAUUCAGUCAUCAAAUCUGACGAUAGAAGAUAAUAUUUUUCCUAAUAAAGUGGAUUUUGCUAGCAAAAAUAAGCAUUAUCUACCGAAAUUGAACUUAUCAGUGGUAAGUCAAGGGGCUUCGCCAGAGAGAAAGCAGUCACCAAGGGUAGAGCUGAGUAAGCUAGAGCUGGCAUUGCAGAUCAAGUGUGAAGAAAUCAAUUCUUUACAGAGAAUACUUAGUCACCUCGAAGCUCAAGAAUAUUAUUUGAGUAAAGUGACCAAUAAGACUGAUAUUAAAUUGUAA
Molecule: messenger RNA, 1044 nt
Organism: Blepharisma stoltei
Lineage: Eukaryota; Ciliophora; Heterotrichea; Heterotrichida; Blepharismidae
Source: the annotation of a GenBank genome assembly